AGCUGUCUGUUUCAAAACGCACACUACACCUGGUUAGCGAGUAUACCCCGGAGCAUUCAUCUUCAGCGGACAAAGAAAUGGCCCCGGCACUGCCCCUCACUUGGGGCUAAGGCCACUCGAUUUGGUCACAAGGGCAACCACACUGCGGUAUUGCCUGAACCCGAAAUACUUUUAUGUUUACAUCCAGACUGCCCUAAAUAAUCUAUGCGGGCCUUUUUUUUUACCAAAGCGGCCUUUCGCAUUCAAUGCCAGAAGAGUUUCAGGAGCCGAUGGUGCGCACUGUUCCUGGCCUGGAGAACGUCCGUAUGGUCCAGCCGGUUCAUGGUGUAGAGUAUGACUAUGCAGAUCCUCGAGAACUUAAGCGUGGGUCGCAAACGCUGGGAAGCCCUCUUGCGCGACCACAACGCGAGACAUAAACGGAUACAAGGUCUCCAGUUCGUGGUUUUGAGUCCGACGGUGCGUAGACAUAGGCACUCCCAUUUUCAGAUAAAUGCACUGAUGAUCGUCGCUAGGUUUGGGAGAAGUUCGGUUUCAACAUAAUCAAGGAUGGUAUUUCGAGG
This is a messenger RNA of Pisolithus orientalis, 560 nucleotides long. RefSeq lists its product as uncharacterized. The record is from RefSeq and is a predicted model, not a curated record. Bases 246 to 416 code for a protein of 56 amino acids. The transcript has 2 exons. Lineage: Eukaryota; Fungi; Basidiomycota; Agaricomycetes; Boletales; Pisolithaceae.